Jatropha curcas is the source of this 1192-nucleotide messenger RNA. It is a transcript of the gene CHIL, whose product is annotated as Chalcone-flavanone isomerase family protein. The record is from RefSeq and is a predicted model, not a curated record. Lineage: Eukaryota; Viridiplantae; Streptophyta; Magnoliopsida; Malpighiales; Euphorbiaceae. Gene Ontology annotation, molecular function: intramolecular lyase activity.
AUCAAUUUAUUCAAUAAAAAAGUUUCCUUUUCAAUUCUCUUUCUAAAUCAAACUCGAUCGUAAAUCAUUUUUCGAAUUUAAGAAAUUCACAAAGUUAUAUGAAAUAAAUUUAUUCUCACUAAAUAUUAUGAAAUUAGGAAGGACAUGAACGAAAUAAUGUGGAAAAUUGAGAUUUAUAUUGAAAAUUAAUUUGAAGAGUUCAAAAAUAGAAGUAAAGUUGGAGAAAAUGAGGUGAAUCACAAGCUCCCCAACUUCCACUACCUACCACCAUCACCAUCACCAUCAACUAUAUAACAAAGUUAGAAAGUUAGAUAAGCACACUCUUAAAUAUCAAUCAUCUCUUUACUUCAAUAUCUGAAAAUUGAAAGAAAAUUUCUCUUCACAACUCCUUUCUAUCCCCAAAACAAAGGCCUAAUAACAUGGGUACUGAAGUGGUUUUGGUAGAUGAAGUCCCUUUCCCCUCAAAGAUCACAACCACUAAGCCUUUAUCUCUGCUUGGUCAUGGAAUUACAGACAUUGAAAUUCACUUUCUUCAAAUUAAGUUCACAGCCAUUGGAGUUUACUUGGACCCUGAAAUUGUAGGCCAUUUGCAACAAUGGAAGGGAAAACCAGGAAAUCACCUUGCAGAAGAUGAUGAUUUCUUUGAAGCUCUAAUUGCUGCUCCUGUGGAGAAGUUCCUUAGAGUUGUGGUGAUUAAGGAAAUUAAAGGAUCACAAUAUGGAGUGCAGCUAGAGAGUGCUGUGAGAGACAGAUUGGCGGCAGAUGAUAAAUAUGAAGAAGAGGAAGAAGAAGCUUUAGAGAAAGUUGUUGAAUUUUUCCAGUCUAAGUACUUCAAGAAAGACUCCAUUAUCACUUUCCAUUUUCCUGCUACCUCACCUACUGCUGAGAUUGCAUUUAGCACAGAAGGGAAAGAGGAAUCAAAGCUGAAGGUGGAGAAUGCAAAUGUUGUGGAGAUGAUAAAGAAAUGGUAUUUGGGAGGAACAAGGGGUGUGUCUGCUACAACUAUAACCUCCUUGGCUAAUACACUUUCUGCAGAGUUGUCUAAAUGAAAAUAGUCUGCUCAAUAAUGGGAUUUUGAGGUUUUUUUUUCUGAAUUUUGUAUGCUUUGGACCAAUCAAAUUUGUAACUUUUCCUUGUUAUGCUUCUGGUUUUUCGCAAUAAAAGAUUUCAUGCACAUGCCCUUUAAGUUUUC